AUGAGUUUAACAUCUAAACGACAAUUACCAAGUGUCAAUAGCGAAAAACUUCGACAAAUCAACUCUGUCUUAGCCAGUACCGAAGACGAUUUACCGGAUUCAUUGAAAUCCAAUGAUAGAAUAUCGACAUCGACAAAUAGUGAAGAGAGUGAUCGAACAAUAACAAAAGCACAAGUAAUUGACCGAGAUUCCAGUGAACGAAUGAAUCCGAUCAUUGAAAGAGUGGUUCAAUCUCGUUUCGAUCGACGUUUAUUGGAAAUUGAACGUGAAUUGCAACAACAACGAAGAUUUACAAUGCAUCAGAGAGACGAAAGAUCGUUCGGAUUUCGAAUCGAGCCGAAUCAUUUAACGGUAAAUGAAUCUCAAGUUGGAGAAUAUCAAGGCAAGAAAAAUACUUUAACACAACAGAAUUCGACAAAUCUACGUGAAUGUGCGAAAACCAUUCGAGAAAAUGUUAUGCAAUACACUGAUGAAUUGAUGCGAAGUGAUGUGACACCAACGUCUAAAGACGACGAUGUGUUGUCGCUCUUAAAUCGACGACGCAGAAUCGAACCGGACUCAAUUCGAUCAGAAAAUGAGUAUUUACUUCAACAUCAGAAUAUGCUUUCGAAGUCCACGACAUUGAACGAAAUGAUCCAUUUCAAGAAAGAAUAUGAGAAAAGCGAACAACAACGUGUACAACUAUUUGAACAAGUAGAAUCACUAAGACAAACUUGUGAUCAGAAAGACAAACUUCUUUCAAAGACUUUACUCGAAAUGAAAGAAGUUAAUGAAAACUGUGAUACAUGCGAACGACAAAAUCAUAAAUUACAACAUGAUCUCACUUUAGCCUUGGAAAGAUUAGAACAAAUGACUCAACAAGCUGAGCAUUUUGCUCAAGAAUCAAUGAAUUCACAAAAGUUAUUAGCAGAUUCUGAACAAAAACGAGAAGAAUAUCGAAUUCAAUCUCAAGAAGCAACGAAACAAUGGAAAGCUCGAGUACAUAAAUUUGAGAAAGACAUCGAACGAUAUAAACUUGAUUCAACACAUUUGACUGAAAAGAACGAACAAUUAUUGAAAGAAAUCGACAAUCACAAGUCACAAAAUUCCAAUCUACGAGAUCAGAUCUCGAAACUCGAGACAAACAUCACUGAUGCAAAACUAAAUUACAAUCAAUUAGAAGAACAAUACAAACGAAAAGAAAAUGAUAUUAUUCAACUGCAAGACAUUCGUUCUUCUCAGCACGAUGAGCUUGCAUCACUCAAAGAAACAGUCAAUGAACUUACAAGUCAAAUUUCAAUCCAACGUCAACGUUUAUUGCAAUUGGACAGAGAAAAGGAAGAUUUUCAACAACGAUUACAAGAUGAACUUGAGCAUCGAAAUCAUUGUGAUUUGAAAUUGAAGCAUUACGAAAACGAUAUCGAAACGGCAACUACAACUCGUUCGCAAUUACAAAAACAAAUUCAGAGCUUAGAAAUCGAACGAAAGAAUUUGAUACAAAAAGUGAAAGAACUUGAAUUCGAUAAAGAUUUAUUAUCCGAAGAGAAAGUCAGGUUACUUUCCAUCGAAAGUGAUUAUCAACAAAUCAAGCUACAAUUAUCUGAUGAAAAAGUUCGAGUCAGUGCUUUGCAACGAUAUGAAAAUGAACAAAGAAAAGAAAUCGAAAGGCUUCAAGAUAAAUCUAAUAAAUAUGAAGAUGAAACCAUUCAAAAGCAACAUUUCAUUGAAACUUUAUCAAGAGAACUUCAAGAAAAAUGUCGAACAAUUACCGAAUUAGAAUUCAAAAUCAAUAAGUUAACAGUCGAAAUAAACAAUCAAAAGAACUGUAUGAACAAAAAGGAUGAUGAAUACCAACAUACUCUUCAAAUGAUUUAUAAUGAAAUUGUUCAAUGUACAGAAUCUUUAUCGAACAAUUCCAGUCAACCAUUUCGAAUUCAACCAGCAGUAAAUCCUCGCGAUGAUAUCGAGGUUUGGACAAGCAAACUAAAAGCUCAUUUCACUUGGUUCAAACAAGAAUUAGAACUUCAUCAAGAUGAAAAGAAGCAACUUCGUCAGGAUCUUCAUAACACAUUGUUAGAUUGUGAAGCUGAUCGAGUCUAUUUUGCUUCGGAAUUAGCCAAACGGGAAGUUCUCAUCAAUAAAAUGACUAUGGAUGAUUGUCAACGAAAAUCCAAUGAAUACACAAGAUUUGAUCUACAAAUCGAAUUCAAUCAACAUCAAAUUCUGACUGAAGAUGAAAGAGAACAUAUUGAUGAUCGUUAUCGACAGUUUCAAAUGUUGAUUGAUUCUGCUAAACACGAAUUACAAACAGCAAAAAUACAACUCUCAAAUUAA
This is a messenger RNA of Adineta ricciae, 2313 nucleotides long. NCBI's taxonomy places the organism in Eukaryota, Metazoa, Rotifera, Eurotatoria, Adinetida, Adinetidae. The record is from the annotation of a GenBank genome assembly.